GCGUCAGUUUGGAGUGUGAGGAGCUUGCAACAGACAGUCAAAAGUCCUCACGCGGAACCUAACAUAACGGUAUUGUAGAGGAGCUUGGACAUCCCUAACAUCGUGGUUUGUCGUUCGGUUGGACCUAUUGAUCGAAUCGUCAUUAAAGUGUUUCAGGGCAAAGAAGGAGACAUCAAUGAAUGGUCUGGUAGAGAUGUGUGCCCUGACAGGGCAUGAAGAGAGAGUGUGGGGCCUGGCAUGGAACCCCUCAGGGACGUUGCUUGCCUCGUGCAGUGGGGACAAGAGUGUCCGCAUCUGGGGACAGGAGGGAGACAACUGGGUAUGUAAGACAGUGCUGACCGACGCCCACCAGCGGACAAUCCGGUCAGUGUCAUGGUCCCCAUGCGGCAACUACCUCGCCAGUGCCAGCUUCGAUGCAACCACAUGCAUAUGGAGUCGGAAGGAAGGGGAGUUUGAGUGCAUUGCCACCCUGGAGGGCCACGAGAAUGAGGUGAAGUGUGUGGUGUGGGCGCCCACAGGAAACAUGCUGGCUACAUGUAGUCGGGACAAGAGUGUGUGGAUCUGGGAAGUGACAGACGAGGAGGAGUAUGAGUGUGCCAGUGUGUUGAGUGUACACACCCAGGACGUGAAACACCUGGCCUGGCACCCCACCAGGGACAUCCUCGUCUCCUGCAGCUACGACGACACCAUCAAGUUUCUGAGGGAGGACAACGAUGACUGGACGUGUUGUUCCACGCUGGAGUCCCACACCUCCACCGUGUGGGACAUAUCAUUCGACAAAUCAGGGACGCGCUUGGCAUCCUGCAGCGAUGAUACAUUAGUGAAGGUCUGGCAGGAGUAUGUCCCAGGGAACAAGGAGGGUGUGGUCACCGUGGGCAGUGACCCCACAUGGAAGUGUGUCUGUACCCUGUCUGGCUACCAUUCCAGGUGCGUCUAUUCCAUUGACUGGAGUCACCUGACGGGGCACAUUGCGACAGCAGCUGGCGAUGAUGCAGUGAGGGUGUUUGUGGAAGACGCAGGGUCUGAUGUGAACCAGCCACAUUUCAGUUUGCUGACUACUGUUCAUGGGGCACAUUCACAGGAUGUCAACUGCGUCACCUGGAACCCCAAAGUGGCAGGACUUCUGGCAUCUUGCAGUGAUGAUGGCUCUGUCAAGCUCUGGCGACUGACCGAACAGCAAUGACAGCUCUGUCAAGCUCUGGCACGUGGCUGAUAGCAAUGGCAGCUCCGUCAAGCUGUGACAACUGACUCAACAGCAAUAUAAUUGCUCUGCCAUGCUCUGGCUUGGGCUGAACACCAACUGCAGCCUUGCCAAGCUGUGACGACUAACUGAACAUCAGUAAUUGCUCUGUCAAGCUCUGGCACAUAGUUGAACAGUGAUGACAGUUUCGCCAAGCUGUGACGACUUACUGGGAAUCAAAUGUUCAGGGUAACCAACACAUUGUACCCUUAUAUAACAGCCAGUGAGUUUCCUGGAAGAUGUAAAUAUGAAGGAUGAUCAAAUUAUCUGUACAAGGGGCAGCAAAUUCCAGCCAUGAAUAUUAUCACACCUGUUCUUGUUUCAUGUUCUGCAUAUUCCUAUAGUAAGCAAAUACACUCCAGAUUUUGUUGUAGAAAGUUACUCACCACUAAUGUACAUUAAUUAUAAGUUUGAGAUUGAGGAGGUCUUCCUUCAAUUAGCUUCACUGCACACACCAGGUCUAGAACUACCCUUCCCCUAAUGUAUGCCACUCAAACAUCUUUUCUUCCACUGUGUAGUAAUUAUUGAGGACACAAAAUUAUCACCAAAUAUUGUUUCCUGUUUGUAAUUGUAUGUGAUAUCAAAAUGUUGUCUAAUAUUGAUUUUAUGUGUUAAAAAAAUAUGUUAAUAUGAA
This is a messenger RNA of Haliotis rubra (blacklip abalone), 1874 nucleotides long. Its product is annotated as probable cytosolic iron-sulfur protein assembly protein CIAO1. The transcript is spliced from 3 exons. Gene Ontology annotation, biological process: iron-sulfur cluster assembly. Gene Ontology annotation, molecular function: protein binding. The record is from RefSeq and is a predicted model, not a curated record. The coding region runs from base 176 to 1183 and encodes 335 amino acids. Gene Ontology annotation, cellular component: cytosolic [4Fe-4S] assembly targeting complex. NCBI's taxonomy places the organism in Eukaryota, Metazoa, Mollusca, Gastropoda, Lepetellida, Haliotidae.